Molecule: messenger RNA, 693 nt
Organism: Owenia fusiformis
Lineage: Eukaryota; Metazoa; Annelida; Polychaeta; Sabellida; Oweniidae
Source: the annotation of a GenBank genome assembly
AGGAAUAUUAAGUAUUAUCACAUGCUCUGUAAAAUUCCAAUAAUCUGAUUGGUUGAUUACCGUGUGAGUUUUCCCGUCUCACACGGCCGUCUCACACGUUACUAGAGGCAACCAGUGAUGAUCAAUAGCAACGAUGUGACGUCACUGAUUAUAUCACUUCUAGCUAAGGAAAACAAUAUGACGUCAUACUAUUUCACAAACAAGUACGAAUACAACGGUAUGACGUCAUAUUGUUUCAAAGCGAAAUCAAAAAUUAUAAUAGUUACCAGAAGUACUGAACACAAUCAAGGAGGAUUGGCUCCCAGAAUGCAACACCGAUAUUCUGCAAAACAAUCACCUAGCGAUAGCUUUGUUGGAGAGUAUCGGGUCAUUCUCCAUGCAGUCGUACAAAUUAUACAGACACGAAUAGCAAAUGACGCAUGCGUGGAGAUUAAAGAAUAUCGAGUUGGAAUCCUGGCUUCCAAUCCUCCUUGGAACACAAUCAUAACUGACCAAAUCAAAAUGCUUCAAAAUUCCUAGACAUGUGAUAAAAUCGUCAUCACACGUUUCAGCUUAUGUGAUACAGGAAAUAUUCCACUCGGGUAACAAUGUAUCACCACUCAAGCUUCGCUUUCGUGGAUGAUACAGUAUUACCUUUCGUGGAAUAUUUCCUGUAUCACAUGCUGAAACGUGUGAUAACUGAUAGUAUUUCAU